Molecule: messenger RNA, 660 nt
Organism: Encephalitozoon hellem ATCC 50504
Lineage: Eukaryota; Fungi; Microsporidia; Unikaryonidae
Product: 60S ribosomal protein L10
Exons: 1
Coding region: 1-660 (219 amino acids)
Biological process (GO): translation; ribosomal large subunit assembly
Cellular component (GO): cytosolic large ribosomal subunit; ribosome
Molecular function (GO): structural constituent of ribosome
Source: RefSeq, a predicted model, not a curated record
AUGGGAAGAAGGCCUGGAAGGUGCUACAGAUAUCUGUCCAAGAAGGCAUAUCCAAAGUCAAGGUUCAACAGAGGAGUCCCUGACUCGAAGAUCCAGAUUUUUGACCUUGGAAGGCGUAAGGCGGGGGUUCUUGAGUUUCCACUUCUGGUCAAUUGCAUCUCGAACGAGAGAGAGAAUCUGUCUGCUGAGGCGCUAGAGGCAGCCCGUAUAUGUGCUAACAAGUACAUGGUGAAGCAUGCUGGGAAAGACAACUUCCAUCUAAGGGUCCGUGUGUAUCCGUUCCAUGUUCUCAGGAUCAACAAGAUGUUGAGUUGUGCAGGGGCCGAUAGACUUCAGACAGGGAUGAGAGGAUCUUUUGGCAAGCCUUAUGGAAGAGCAGCAAGGGUUGUAUUCAACCAGCCCAUUCUUAGCAUAAGGACAAAAGAAUCCUUCAAGGACAUUGCUGUUGAGGCACUGAGAAGAGCAAAGAACAAAUUCCCUGGACACCAGGAGAUCCAAGUCAGCUCGAGGUUUGGGUUUACCAACAUGCUAAGUGACGAGUUCAACAAUCUGAAGGAGAGUGGGAGAGUGAUCCUACGGGGAGGAUCUUUUUCUGUGAUCAGGGAAAAGGGAAGUAUUGACAAUUUCAAGAGAAAUCUUGAGCAAGCAGCUAAUAAUUAA